Molecule: messenger RNA, 186 nt
Organism: Didymella exigua CBS 183.55
Lineage: Eukaryota; Fungi; Ascomycota; Dothideomycetes; Pleosporales; Didymellaceae
Exons: 2
Coding region: 1-186 (61 amino acids)
Source: RefSeq, a predicted model, not a curated record
AUGACCAAGCGAAAAUCGCGUAAGCGCAAGCGGAUUCAGCAGGGUGGUACUAUGGAGUAUGGGACUGCUGCAGCGCAGGUAGCUGCUGAGGCAUCUAUAGCGCCUCAGCGAUCCAAGAAGGCUUGUGGUGGUAGUGGUCAAGAACUAGCCCAACCAGCUCUUCAGCGCUGUGAUACGCUUACAUAA